AGUAUUUUGUACAUUAUGCAGCAGUUUCUGAUCCACAUGAACACCUGGAACCUGGCACAUCUCAUCCACUGCUGUCUCAGGCUGUUGGUAUCGGUAUCAACCCCAUCCUGUCACAGUCAGUGUCACUGCAGCGGAACAGGAACGUGCAGUGAGCAUGCUCAUUGCAGUUUCAGCCUGUAGAUGGAGAAAAGUGAAGAGGAGGGGAGAGAACUACACGGGGGCUGUAUGCAGUACUCACUGGGAUGCUGUUGCAGCUCUGAGAACAAGGACUGCAUGGGAAGACUUGUCAUUGACAGCACGAAUGGAGUGUGAAGGGGGAACACAAAUGACUGGAAUGAUGAAUUACCAUCACCUAAGACGAGAAGAUGUGUGAUAAGUAACUCUCGGACGGAGCGGAGAUGUACGCCUUCUACUCCCUUUUAGUCUACAUUUUCUACACUGUCUUUAAGAAGGGGGAGGAGGAAGCCUUGGAGGGGGGGUGCGGAGCUCCCUCAGAUGAGCCAGGAGCUGUUUCCAUGGAAACAGAGAGAAGACAGCGAGAUGGCCACGCCCCCAGAGUGGGAAAAAAGGCUUGUGCUCGAUCUAGUGAAUCAAGCAGUUGCAGUGACAGUGAUGAAAUGUCUCUGAGUGAUGAAGAGGAGGAGGAGGAUGGCCCUGAUAUCCCAGCAUACACUCCUCUGGCUGCCUUUUUGUCCUUCAAACAGGAUGCUGAGAAGCGACGGGCCUCCCAAGUUAAUCUGGACACAACAGGGAAGCUAGCAGAGUCUCCCUUGGUGGCGGUGAUGUCCCACUUGCUGAGUUUUCUGGAGCAGUACUCCCACUUUCAGCAGCUACAGCAGCAGGCUGAUCAAUACCGGGUACAGCUGAAGAGACACCGCGUCCAACACCGCCGCCAGAUGAAGGCUCUGCGAGCCUCCUACCGCCAGCGCCUCAGGGACAAGAACAGUGUCAUCAGCAGCCUGGAGGAGGCCAUCAGUCAGCAGCAGACCCCCAGCCCACUCAGCGAGGAUGAGUCCAGCAGUGAUGUAGGGACACAAGCUGGGGUUCACAGGCUGGUGGAGUCUCUGUAUGGCCUGCAGGGUGAGAGGAGUAAACUGAGAGGUGAACUGCGCCUGCUGCACUCGCAGCUGGAGCAAAAGGAGAGAGACCGACACUCUCGCAUACAGGCCUUUCAACAACAGAUUGAUGAGCUCAAGAGCUGCAUAGAAGAGCGUGAGGAGGAGCUGGCAAGACUGAGAACAGCCACAGGGGCCACAGACUCAGAGAAGCGGGUGCUUUGUCUGUCAGCAGAGAACGAGAGUCUGAAACAAAGCCUGAGCGUGACCCAAGGCCUCCUGCAGCAGCUGUCAGCCAUCCCCUCCCAGUCCAGCGCCAUGCUCAUCAAGGAGAAUGAGAACCUCCGCUGCAGAGUGCAACAGCUGGAGAUCUCCCUACAGCAGCGUGCUGAGCAGCUGUCACAACUGGAGCGACAAACUGAACAAAGUGAGUGGAGGAGAGGAGAGGAGCUGAGGAAACGAGAGGACAGAGUGAAAGAGCUGCAGCUGGAACUGGACAGAGAGAGAAGCAAGGAGCCGGUGGUGAAGUAUGUCACACAGACUGUGGAGGUGGAAUCACAUGCCACGUUAAAACAGCUGACUAAAGCCAGACAGAGGAAUGAGCUGCUGUCCGACAAGCUGUCCAAUCAAAACGUGCGGUGCAGACAGCUGGAGGAGCAGAUCAGGAAGUCUGAUGAAUACAGCUGUAAUCUGCAGCACAAGAUUGCAGCGUAUGAGCAGGAAAUCCGUAAACUGAGAGAGGACUUGCUGAAGGAGAUUGGCCACUUGGAGGAGAGGAAGGAGGCGGCUGUGGAGGCCGCCGCCAGCUGCUCAGCGGAACAGUUCCAGAGCCUCCAGGACCAGUUCUUCAGUUUUCAGAAGCGUCUGACAGCGCUCCCGCCGACUUUACGCUCCAUGAAAACAGACUACGCCAGUUUGAGGAGCCAGGUUCGAAACUUCUCAGAGUUUUAUGGAGCAGCAAUAAAUGAAGCAAAAAAACAGAUUUCAGUGGCUAUCAGUGAGAUGUCUGAAGCAAACAUAGAGCUGCUGGAGAAAUACAGGAAGGAGGUUGCACUGCGCAGAAAGUACCAUGAGCAGCUGGUAGAGCUUAAAGGUAACAUCCGCGUGCUGUGUCGUGUGAAGCCUGUGCUGAAGGAGGACCAGCACAAGGAGGACCAGUCUGUGGUAGUGGUGACGGACCCCAACAACGAGUCCUCUCUCACUGUGCUGAGCAAAGGAAAGGGCCGCGUCUUUGAACUGGACAAGGUCUUCCAUCCUGAGGCCACACAGGAAGAGGUCUUCCAGGAGAUUGAACCUCUUGUGACGUCGUGUAUCGAUGGCUACCACGUCUGCAUAUUUGCUUAUGGACAGACUGGCUCUGGAAAAACCUACACGAUGGAGGGCACAGCCGAAAACCCAGGCAUCAACCAGCGAGCCCUGAAACAACUCUUCAGUGUGAUCGAGGAGAGGAAAGACAUGUGGUCCUACACAGUCACAGUCAGCUCUGUGGAGAUCUACAACGAGGUGCUAAGAGACCUGCUGAGUAAGGACGGAGAGAAACUGGACAUAAAGAUCAACCCGGAUGGAACAGGACAGCUGCAUGUCCCGGGCCUCAGGGUCAUCGAAGUUAAGAGUUUUCAGCACAUUAAGAAGAUUUUAGCUACAGCCCGAAGGAACAGGAUCACUUUUGGGACUCAGAUGAACCAGCACAGCUCACGCUCCCAUGCUCUACUCUGUAUCACCGUUCAGGGCACCGACCUCGCCUGCGGCUCCAGAACCACCGGCAAGUUGAACUUGGUGGACCUGGCUGGCUCAGAAAGAGUAUGGAAAUCUGGUGCAGAGGGGGAAAGGCUGAAGGAGGCCCAGAAUAUUAACCGCUCUCUACUGGCACUGGGGGAUGUGAUUCAGGCACUGAGGGCUCGACAGACUCACAUCCCCUUCAGGAACUCCCGCCUUACGUACUUAUUACAAGAUUCACUGGGCAAGGGCAGCAAGACUGUUAUGGUGGUACAGGUGUCGGCUCUAGAGAGUAACGUGGGAGAGACGCUGUGCUCGCUGAAGUUUGCCCAGAGGGUGUGCAAGGUGGAACUCGGUCCUGCAGCGAGGAAGAUUGAAUCUGGUGGAGGACAGUGCGACUGACAACCUUGAAUCACCAGGGAUCCAUGAAUGCAAUCCUGCUCAAGGGCUAAACCUGUAACACCUGUGAUCGAGGUCAGGUGUUGACAGUUUUGACCUCCUCCUUUUCUGCUUCUGACAAGUGGUAACCCUUUAUCAUUAGCUAAAGUGCAUGCAGGAGUAUUUAUUCUUCCACUGAGUGCCAAAACAACCUCUGAUUCCCCUACAGUCUGAGAUUCGAUGCCUCCUUGAACUACAGUCUCCAUUUCUUUGUAUUAACUACCAAAAUCCAGAUUUGUAUCAUAUUGUCAGUGAUCAUCUGUGUUUAGCAUAGCAUCAUAUUCCCACAGGUUCAGUAAUCAUCAGGUGCCAAUACUUCAGGUUUUGCAGUAAUAAUCAUCUUGCGAUAAAUGUCUGUAGUUUGUGAGCUGCAUCUCUAGUAUUGUAAUAUUUUUGAUGUGUAGAUGAACCUGUUCUGUAGCAGAGGUAUUAAUCAUUUCAAUGACAUUUAAUACAAGUUAUAUAUUUAUGUAGUUUUUGUGAAUUUCAGAAGAGCAGCCACUGUAUGCUUAGUUUCUCUUUAGAGCCUUGAAAAUUUGCCUUUUGGGAAAAGAGAAGCCGCUGAAGGGAACAUGUGUCCUUGUGCUAGAGGGGUAAUAUAAAGAACUGUGCAACAUCCUCCGUAUUGAGGAGACAGUUUGGGCCUAUGUGGACAGAAAAUGCACUUUAUUUGGAAAUGGUGUUUCAGUUUAGACCAGGUAUUUAGGGGCUUGCAAUAGAUGUCACUAGUGAAUGUCAAGCCAAAAACAGCUUAGCUACCUGCUCAUCAUUGUUCCUCAAUUUAUCACCUGUUGGAUCAGAAGUAACUUUUGAUUCAAGUGUAGCAAGACAUCAGUGUUGCAGUGACUACUGUAGAACUCUAUGGUGACUAGACCUCUUAAUAAUGAUUAAAAUUUACUUUCUAGAUAAAUAUGAUGCAUUUAAAGUUGUUUUUUUCAGUGACACACUGAUUAAGAAAUAAUUUGGUAUGCCACAGAACUGCAGUGUUCUUGGUUCAGAUUUGCCUGGAGAUAAUUAAUGCACGUUCUCCCACUACAGAAAAUAAG
Monopterus albus (swamp eel) is the source of this 4255-nucleotide messenger RNA. RefSeq names its product kinesin-like protein KIFC3. Gene Ontology annotation, cellular component: microtubule cytoskeleton. Gene Ontology annotation, molecular function: ATP binding; microtubule motor activity; microtubule binding. The record is from RefSeq and is a predicted model, not a curated record. The transcript is spliced from 20 exons. Gene Ontology annotation, biological process: microtubule-based movement. NCBI's taxonomy places the organism in Eukaryota, Metazoa, Chordata, Actinopteri, Synbranchiformes, Synbranchidae. Bases 399 to 3173 code for a protein of 924 amino acids.